CAGAGUCUGGUGACCAAUGCCUCGACCUGCUGUUCCACUUGGCUGUGAUUCCAAACUAGAUGGGCGACGCAUGCGCUAUGUCUCCCCCGCCAGUGAGCAUCUUGAAGCAGUCCCGCGUCAGGGAUUUCCUGGCAAGAAAACGGGCAAGAGAAGAAAAAGGAGAAACCCUGGGUGGCACCAGCUGAAAGUGCUCUGUGCUGCCACCUGGUGUCUAAUGCCCUCACUACAUGGCUGUCACCGAGGUGGGGCAGGUUGGCGCCUCAGCAGGGGAAACCAUAGGGCACCAGACAACGUUGGGAGAACGGAUGAAGAAAACGAUGACGAGGUUAAAGGAGAAAAUAAGUUACAUGACAGUUUCCAAAAUGGUUCUUGCUUUCCGCUGAAGAUGGGCCGCCGUUGGGUUGUAAUACACUCACGUCACGGCCCCCAGCUUGUGCUUUACAAGAGGGAAUAUAACUAGACUGGUUAUUUUAGGUUAAAAUAGCCAAGAGACAGACGCUUUCGCCUCAGAAAUAUUCUGAGACACAUAAAAGAAGAAGGAACCAAGUCUCUUCAGUCACAAAAUGUAGUACAUCCAGCAUAUACUAGAUUCAAUUAAUUUAAUAAAAUAGAAUAUACAUAGA
Molecule: messenger RNA, 623 nt
Organism: Mus caroli (Ryukyu mouse)
Lineage: Eukaryota; Metazoa; Chordata; Mammalia; Rodentia; Muridae
Source: RefSeq, a predicted model, not a curated record